Molecule: messenger RNA, 2004 nt
Organism: Aedes aegypti (yellow fever mosquito)
Lineage: Eukaryota; Metazoa; Arthropoda; Insecta; Diptera; Culicidae
Product: maltase 2
Exons: 3
Coding region: 91-1896 (601 amino acids)
Biological process (GO): carbohydrate metabolic process
Source: RefSeq, a predicted model, not a curated record
GGUCGAUCCAGAUACAUUUGUCCCGCGUAACUAGGUGUUAAUCCGAAUCCCCGUCAAGUCAGUGUCGUUCGUUGGUCGUAGUUGUCCCGUAUGAAGAAGUGCGCAGUCGUGUGCUUGCUGGGCCUGUUGGCUCUGGCAGGUGCAAAAUCCGCCGUGAAACAAGAUGGUCACGAUCACGAUAUGCCGGAGUUGGAUUGGUGGGAGGGUGGAGUGUUCUACCAGAUCUAUCCGCGGUCGUUCAAGGAUACCAACAACGACGGCGUAGGGGAUAUUGCCGGAAUCAUGGAGAAGCUGGACCAUUUGGUGGAUCUGGGAGUGACGGGAGUGUGGUUCAGUCCGCUGUUCAAGUCACCGAUGAAGGAUUUCGGGUACGAUAUUUCCGACUUUAAGGAUGUCGACCCGACGUUCGGUACGUUGGAGGAUCUGAAAGCUUUGAUCAAGAAGGCCAAGGAGUUGGGUAUCAAGGUGAUCUUGGACUUUGUUCCGAAUCAUACUAGCGACGAACACGAGUGGUUCAAGAAGGCACUGGCUGAUGAUCCGGAUUAUAUUGAUUACUAUGUGUGGAAGGAUGGAAAUGCCGAAGGAGGUCCACCGAAUAAUUGGCAAUCCGUGUUCCACACUGAUGCGUGGACCAAACCGGCCGGUAAGUCCAAGUACUAUCUGCACCAGUUCGACAAGGGCCAACCGGAUUUGAACUACGAAAACCCGAAGGUCAAGGCAGAGAUGGAGGAGAUGCUCCAUUUCUGGUUUGAAUUGGGCGUGGAUGGUUUCCGCAUCGAUGCCAUCAACCACGCUUAUGAGGACGCAGGUUUCUUGGACGAACCGAUCAUUGAUGAAAACAAGGGACUGUUCUACGAAAACAUGGAACACAUCUACACGAUGAACCAGAAUGAAUCGUAUGAGCUGAUCUACGAUUGGCGCGUGGUUUUCGAUGAGUGGUCGGAAAAGUCGAACCAAACCAAGCUGAUGAUGACGGAAGCGUAUGCCAAUAUGGAGCAAACCAUGCGCUGGUACGGUGAUGGCAAACGUAACGGAUCGCACUUCCCAUUCAACUUUGCCAUGAUCAACCGGAUUGAGAGCAGCUCCAAUGCUGCCGACUUUAAGGAAGUCAUUGACGAGUGGUUGGAUAACAUGCCGGAAGGAGGUAACGCUAACUGGGUGCUGGGAAAUCACGAUCGUCCACGUAUUGCUUCGCGAUUUGGUCGGGAUCGUGCUGCUAGCUUUGCCAUUAUGGAAAUGACUUUGCCAGGCAUUGCCGUCGUCUACUAUGGGGAGGAAAUCGGCAUGGAGGACUACCGUGACAUCAGCUUCGAAGAUACACAGGACCCUCAAGCUGCCAACACCAACAAGGAAAUUUAUCAGUUGUAUACUCGUGACCCGGUGAGAACUCCUUUCCAGUGGGACAAUACGACAUAUGCGGGCUUCACAGGAAGUGCUGCCGAAAAGACAUGGUUGCCUGUUCAUCCCAACUACAAGGAAUUGAAUCUGGCUGCCCAGAAAGAGGACCCGAAGAGUCUUUUCACUCUGUAUAAAAACUUGAUCCAACUCCGCAAAGAUCACACUUUCAAGUACGGUAGCUUCGAAUCUAAGGCUCUGGUCAACAACGUGUUCGGUUUCACCAGAAAGCUGGAUGACCACAAGUCGUACGCUGUUGUGGUCAACAUGAACUCAAUGGAAGCCCAACUCAACCUGAAGCAUUUGGACGAAGGUAUCGAGAAGUUGAAGGUGGUUCUGAGUGCACCCGAGUCCAAGUAUGCUGUCGAUGAUGUGAUAAGCAACGUCGAGUACCUGACUUUGGACAAAUACGACGCAGUAGUGUUCGAGAUGAGCGGCAGUGCUGCCUUAACUGGAUCGUUGACGUUGCUGCUGGUAGCGGUGCUGAGGUUUUUGUUCUAGGUGGAUCUCAGAGAUAUGUGUUAUAUAAUUUUAAGUUUACAUCGGUUAUCUGUCGUUAUCGGUAUGGAGAUUAAAGUAUUUUGUUCGAUGUAUUUCGAUGAACGUGAA